Messenger RNA from Nomascus leucogenys (northern white-cheeked gibbon), 1566 nucleotides. RefSeq names its product cyclin dependent kinase 3 (gene CDK3). Gene Ontology annotation, biological process: G1/S transition of mitotic cell cycle; protein phosphorylation; regulation of G2/M transition of mitotic cell cycle. NCBI's taxonomy places the organism in Eukaryota, Metazoa, Chordata, Mammalia, Primates, Hylobatidae. Gene Ontology annotation, cellular component: nucleus; cytoplasm; cyclin-dependent protein kinase holoenzyme complex. The record is from RefSeq and is a predicted model, not a curated record. Gene Ontology annotation, molecular function: cyclin-dependent protein serine/threonine kinase activity; cyclin binding; ATP binding.
CCUGGCCGCCAUGUGUCCCCAGAGCCUGAGCCUGGCUGGGCUGGGCAGUGACCCGGGCAGCUCUGUGGCCAUGGAUGUGUUCCAGAAGGUAGAGAAGAUCGGAGAGGGCACCUAUGGGGUGGUGUACAAGGCCAAGAACAGGGAGACAGGGCAGCUGGUGGCCCUGAAGAAGAUCAGACUGGAUUUGGAGAUGGAGGGGGUCCCAAGCACUGCCAUCAGGGAGAUCUCCCUGCUUAAGGAACUGAAGCACCCCAACAUUGUCCGACUGCUGGACGUGGUGCACAACGAGAGGAAGCUCUAUCUGGUGUUUGAGUUCCUCAGCCAGGACCUGAAGAAGUACAUGGACUCCACCCCAGGCUCAGAGCUCCCCCUGCACCUCAUCAAGAGCUACCUCUUCCAGCUGCUGCAGGGGGUGAGUUUCUGCCACUCACAUCGGGUCAUCCACCGAGACCUGAAGCCCCAGAACCUGCUCAUCAAUGAGUUGGGUGCCAUCAAGCUGGCUGACUUCGGCCUGGCUCGAGCCUUCGGGGUGCCCCUGCGCACCUACACCCACGAGGUGGUGACACUGUGGUAUCGCGCCCCCGAGAUUCUCUUGGGCAGCAAGUUCUAUACCACAGCUGUGGAUAUCUGGAGCAUUGGUUGCAUCUUUGCAGAGAUGGUGACUCGAAAAGCCCUGUUUCCUGGUGACUCUGAGAUUGACCAGCUCUUUCGUAUCUUUCGUAUGCUGGGGACACCCAGCGAAGACACAUGGCCCGGGGUCACCCAGCUGCCUGACUAUAAGGGCAGCUUCCCUAAGUGGACCAGGAAGGGACUGGAAGAGAUCGUGCCCAAUCUGGAGCCAGAGGGCAGGGACCUGCUCAUGCAACUCCUGCAGUAUGACCCCUGCCAGCGGAUCACAGCCAAGACUGCCCUGGCCCACCCAUACUUCUCAACCCCCGAGCCCUCCCCGGCCACCCGCCAGUAUGUGCUGCAGCGAUCCUGCCAUUGAGAAUGUCAAGGCCACACUCAGAUCCUCUCUCGAGCAGCUGCUGCCCCCACUGCGUCCUACCCAUUGUCCAGAGAGGAUGCAUCUGGGGAGAGCAAAGCACUAAGGAAUUUAGCAUCAGCCUGCAGAGGGCUGAGUCUGGGUUAGUCCCGCCUGCAGGUUAGCGAGAUCCUGUGUUGUUUUUUGGGUUUGACAGUGCCGUUUCAAAAUAGAGGCACAGAUGCUCCAUGCACGAGGGGUCCCCGGGCACUGGAACAAGUGCCAAGUUGAAGGCAGGGGGCCUGCCAGAGCUGGGUGUGGGUAUUCAGGCCCUCACCUGCCCCGCCUGCAGGGCCAGACCCUGAGGAAAGGGCGCCCCCUGCUGGUCUUUUUGGAUUUAAAAUGUUUGGGGGAAGAGUUGAGUUCCAGUUCAGAGCCCCAAGUUAAACAGGAGGGAGUGAGGGAGAGGAGAGAGGGCAUUCCCCGGAUCCCAGGAGAGCUGGGCUAUGGCUGCACUAAGGAGUUGUUCCUUCACCUGAGAUGUGCUUCUUUUGGUUCAUUUCUGGCUUGACAACAAGAAAUAAACGUGGUAUGUUCCUGAG